This is a messenger RNA of Musa acuminata AAA Group (dessert banana), 3367 nucleotides long. RefSeq lists its product as uncharacterized. Lineage: Eukaryota; Viridiplantae; Streptophyta; Magnoliopsida; Zingiberales; Musaceae. The record is from RefSeq and is a predicted model, not a curated record. Bases 2629 to 3141 code for a protein of 170 amino acids. The transcript has 3 exons.
UGAAUCAUACGGAUCCUAGCAAGGAGAAAGAGAAGUACGUCUGCCUCUCUCUCUCUCUCUCUCUCUUUCUCUCUCUCUCUGGCUCGCUCGCGCGAUCGAUCGAUCUGGAAAUGGCGUGGUGCGAAGGAGCGGAUGCGCCGCCCCGUCUUCUAUCGCCUCUGAGUUGCUAUUUCGACGGGCCAACGGAAGACAGCUUUUCUCUUCCCUCCCCCCGCCCCCCCCCCCAAGUGCAAGCAGCAAAGCGGGAGGGAGGUAAGUGAUGAAGGUCAUUACCUAAUGCUAUUCCGAUCAUAAGUAGCAGCUUUGCUUUGCCACCCUCCCGUUUAGCACAUUCUUUUCAUCGUUAAAAAAUAAACUAAGAAGAAUACUUUUCCUGAGGUGUGUGAUGCAUGCACUCGCAUUUGUGUGAUGAGCUAAAAGAAACUCUUGAUGCUACUGAACUCAGUCUCGACCUAUAAAUUAUUUGAUUUUCAUGAACUCCUGAUGCUACUCAAAAGCGCACCAAACUCGACGCACUGAUGACGAACCUACCCAUUUCGUCAAAGCCGAGUUGGUGUGUCAUGAACACCACCGGGAUUUCACGAGGAAUCAAAUAAUUUGUAGAUCAAGAGCGAGAAACUACAAGUAUUAUAGUAAGGCUUUAGGUUUUAGCUCAGCAUACACAUAUCAACCAUCACACGUCUUAGAAUAGGUUUUCUGUGUGUUUCAUUUAUCCUAUUGACAAAGAAAAUAAGGUAUUAUCCAAGUGAUGGCCUUCAACUUAUGAUAGUAAGGGAUGAGUUGCCUAGAGAGAAUGGGGAACAUGAGAGUGUCAAUUCAAAUGAAAACAUUAAUGUGGCCGCUAGUUCCCCAAAAAUAUCAUAUUGUAUUAAAUUAGAUUCCAUAAUAGUUGAGAUAUUCCAAAAGGGAUAUUUCGAAAAUUGAUCUGAAUCUAUCUUUGUUGAUUUCGUUUAAAGAAAUGAAGGGGAGCAUGGUCAGAUUUAUUUGUAAACUUAUAGUCGUCUCUGUGAAAGGGACAAUACAAACGCAUUUAUAGUCAUAUAUAUAUAUUAGGUGUCUCGUGCAUUUAUUGCUAUGUUUUGAUGCAUUUAUACAUCUUAUGCAUCUAACAUUUUCUAUAUUGGUGGUUCAAAACUAGCAUGUCACAAAGAUCUAGCACCACUUAUUGAAGUGGGUAAGUCAAUACAUUUUGAUGCCCUCCACACAUCUUAACCAACAUCCCUAUACAAUUGGUUCAAGUCAAUAUGUCUUGAUAUCUUCAUGAUGUAUUUGGCGCCCUUUAUACAUGUGGUCCUUUCGUAUGUCUCAUGAGUUUGUCACCCUUUAUAUGGGCAAUUCAAUUGGAUGUUCACCUGUCUUAUACUUUUCACAUCCCCCAUGCAAUUCAAGUAGGCAGGUCCUAACACUCCCAUGCAAUUCAAGUCAAUCAAUCAUAUAUUGAUGUCUCCUGUCUCCCAGUAUAUGGAUUCUCGUUGUGCACUCGUUGAGGAGCAAUAGUAACUUCUGGUUACGGGCGACGAACUAUUGGAAUGUGUUGUGUGAUGUUGCCAAUGUUGAGAGAAGAGGGUGGAUGUUUAUAUCUAGUUCAAAGUUUGGACCUCCCGGAUGUGGCCAAGGAAGACUUCCAAUAAGAAUGAUGGGUGGUGGUGGUGUACUUGUUACGUGAUGUGGUGGAGCUACAUUUAGGUUCUUCGCUUUCAUCAUUUGCCACUAAAAGCAUAGCCCAUGGGCUAAUAUACUAUUCACAUUCUAAAAAUGAAAAAACAAACAAACAUUCUUAUUGUAAACUUGAAGGGAAUCAAAAAAAGGAAUUCCUUUAAGAAUUCACCUCAGGGCCGUUGCGACCUUUCGACCCAACAAAGAAUGAGAGCAUACCCACGAUGAGUAACGAAGAUACAAAGAGGAGAGGAACUUACCAAAACAGCUAGAAGAGAGUCCUCAUGAUACGUCAGGGUUGGACCUCAGGUUUUGUUCCCCACCUUUUAUCCAUCUAGAAUGGGAGUUGUAAAGUGCUCAACUUGUAGAGUGACAAAAGACUCUAAAAGUGGUGAGAGGACCUGACGUCCAUGGAGUAUCAUGUAGGCUAAAAAAUGGAAAUUUAGGAAGAUUGGAUAAUUUAGUACUGAAGAAUUUGGCAUAGAUAUUAAUUUAUUGUAAAAGUCUUGAUUAUGUUUCAAUUUUAGGACCUAUGUGGAUUUAAUUUUGAUAAGCAUUUGUAUCUUUUUUCUUUAGGGGUAAAUCAAAUUUCUUAAAGGAAUAAAUAUAUAAUCAUCUUAAUUUUUUACCUUAUUUAAGAUGUCAUUAUUUAUCUCCUAAUCUGCAAACCCCCUAUUAGGAAUUUUAUUUCAGUCAUUAAUAUCUAUUUCCUACCUGAAACAUUCAAAAAAGAAUUAUCUAUUGUUUUGAAUUUAAAAAUGAAGAACAGACUGUUGGAGAACCCGGGCAAACUCCUGCCUUUGGGACAGUAACAUAAAAACUUAGACCAGGCUGUUGACUACUAACCAAGACCGGCAGCCCACAUAGGCAGGCAGAGUAAAGCGAACUCUUCUGUACCACCACUUCUAGCCCUCUUCUUGCCCCCUUUCCAUCUCCUUCUCCUCCAUCUUCUUCCUCCUCAACGAGCAAUCGAUGGCGAGCCCGGAGAGACCGCUCCUGGUAAGAGCCAUGGGCAUGAGGCGGACAUGGGUCUGCCUCUUCCUCCUCGUCUACACCUUCCUCCUCUACUGCUCCUGGAGCCUCCUCCUUUCCAUCCGCUCCUGGUACAACACCGCCUCUUCUCACUCCUCCUCCUCCUCCACUUCUCCGACCUACGUCGCCGGGUGGCCGGCGCUGUACGCGUCGGUGCUGUACGGAGGCGUAUUCGGGCUACUGGCGAUGGGAGCGGCGCUCGCGGUGGCGGUGCCGGCGACGCUGGUCACGUGGAUCACCGUGCUGGUGCUGCUCGCCUUCGCCGGGAAGCCGCGGCGGUCUCUGGUCAUGGAGGGGCGGCGGAUCACCGCCGACAUCACCGCCAUCGCCCUCAAGAUCCUCGUCCGCGAGGGCAACCUCGUCGCCGGCAUCUGUGCUACCGUCAGCUUCUUCGCCCUCCUCUUCAGCAGCAGGAGAUCAGGGGGAGCAGCAGGAGGAGACCGUGAUUUGUGAGAUCCAUCAAAGAUCACGGAAGCUUCGUUUCUGUUGUUGCAGUAACUUGUAGAUGCUUAGAGAGAGAGAAAGAGGGAGAUUACUGGUAAGUAAUCGUUGCUGCUGUAAUUUUUGACUCUUGAUGUUUGGAAUGAUCGAUCUGGCUAAGAGACAAACAGCAGCGUCAUAUAGUAAUGGCAAAUCAUAUUGGAAGAUAACAAUGGAUGACCAUUUCACAUAUUAUCAA